CACUUCCCAUAUAACUCCCUUCUUCCUCACAACACCAUACUCCUUUACCUCUCUCUCUCUCUCUUCCUUCCUUUCUCUCUCUCUCUCUCUCUAAAAAAAAACCCAUCUCAUCUCAUCUAAUCUCAGUAGUUGAACACAAUAGAGAAAAAAAAAAUCAAUUAUGGGAUUACAAAGCCAAUUAAACGACGUGUCGUCUGAUUCAAUUCCUCUUCUUAUGGUAGCUCUAAUCGCCAGUUGCGUCAGCUACGUUCGUUCUUCAAUCUUGGGCCUCGUUCAUUUCUUGGGCCUUUCACGAUUUGGGCCCAACCCAGUUGUUGUUGUUGUUGACGACGGUGGCUUAUUACGAGCCGUCGGCUCAGGUCUCGCCGGUUUAAUCGUCUUAGCUAAUCAGCUCAACCUAAAUCGCCUCAACUCUUAUCCAUACAAUAAUAAUCACUCAUCUCAAGCCGAAGCCGAAGCCGAAGCCGAAGCCGCCUUAAACUCCGAUGAUUGUGUGGUGUGCAUGUCCACCUUAAGAGCUGGGGAACAGGUACGUAAGCUCUCGUGUCGCCACGUGUUCCACAAGAAUUGCUUUGAUGGUUGGCUUGAACAUCUCAAUUUCAAUUGCCCUUUAUGCCGUUCUCCUCUUCUUGAUGCUCAUUAUGAUGAGACCGUGUCUCUCACGCGCCAACGGCGCGUCGGUGCCGAUCUCGUCUCUUGGUUUUCUCAUCGGUAAAUCCGACGGUCACGAUCGUUCCAUCCUCGCCAGCCGAGAUUAUAGAUGUGCUGGUGUCUUUUUUUUUAUUUUUUAUUUUUACUUUUUUUUGGGUAGAUUUACAAUUUUACCACUUUUUUACGGCAGUUUUGAAUGAGGGCUUUUUUUUCUUUGCCACUUUUUUUUUUUUUUUUUUCUAAUUAACAUUUUUUUUUUUGAAGAGCUUCUUAUGGAGUUUCUUUUUUCAAACUGCUGUAAAUUUUGUCCCUUUUUUUUUAAUAUAUAUAUACAAAAAUAAGAAAGAGGGAUCUCUUUGUAAAAAAAAUUGAUAGUUAAUUAGUUUUUGAUAUUAAUUGUAUUAGUUUAUGUUUUGGUAAUGGUAAUUAUGAGUUAUAAUAAAUAAUGAAAAUUGAUAAGUAAAAA
Messenger RNA from Cannabis sativa, 1117 nucleotides. Its product is annotated as E3 ubiquitin-protein ligase RHA2B. Gene Ontology annotation, biological process: protein ubiquitination. The coding region runs from base 161 to 715 and encodes 184 amino acids. The record is from RefSeq and is a predicted model, not a curated record. The transcript has a single exon. Lineage: Eukaryota; Viridiplantae; Streptophyta; Magnoliopsida; Rosales; Cannabaceae. Gene Ontology annotation, molecular function: ubiquitin protein ligase activity.